UUACAAGGUCUUUAUCCUUCCUGGGAAAACAAGGACAAGAGAUAGUCAAAUACUAUAUAUUGUCAAUAAAUGAAGAUCCUAAGAGAUCAUUCUCAUGAAAGAGAAUGGCAGACUGGAACUCUUCUGUGACAGAAUUCAUCCUCUUAGGUUUGACACAUCAGCCAGGACUCCGGAUCCCUCUCUUCUUCUUGUUUUUGGGUUUCUAUCUGCUCACAGUGCUGGCAAACCUGGGCUUGAUCAUCCUAAUAGCACUGAACUCUCACCUGCACACCCCCAUGUACUUCUUCCUCUUUAACCUCUCCAUAAUAGAUCUAUAUUACUCGGCUACCAUCACCCCAAAAAUGCUGAUGAGUUUUAUCUCCCAGAAGAACAUUAUUUCAUAUACAGGAUGCAUGACUCAACUUUUUUUCUUCUGCUUCUUUGUUAAUUGUGAGUCCUUUAUCCUUUCAGCAAUGGCAUAUGAUCGCUAUGUUGCCAUCUGCAAACCUUUGGUUUACAUGGUCACUAUGGGUCCCCAGACAUGUUCACUCCUCUUGUUAAGUGUCUAUGUGAUGGCCUUCAUUUCAGCUAUGGCUCACACAGGAAACAUAAUGAGCCUGACCUUCUGCUCUGACAACCUUAUCAAUCAUUUCAUGUGUGACAUCCUUCCCUUCCUUGAACUGUCCUGCAAUAGCAGUUAUGCAAAUGAGUUGGUUGUCUUUGUUGUUGUGGGAAUUGAUAUCAUAUUACCUGUUGUUCCCAUCUUCAUUUCUUAUGCCCUCAUCUUGUAUAACAUUCUUCACAUUCACUCCAAGGAGGGAAGAUCCAAAGCUUUCAGCACGUGCAGUACUCAUAUGACUGUGGUUCUUCUUUACUUUGGUUCUGGGAGUUUCAUGUAUCUGAAAUCACCAACACUUUUACCCCUGGAGCAAGGGAAAGUGUCUUCCCUGUUUUAUACCAUUGUUGCACCUAUGUUAAAUCCAUUAAUCUACAGCUUGAGAAAUAAGGAUGUUAAAAUGGCCAUUAGAAAAACCUUGGGGAGAAAAAUAUUUUGUUAA
Molecule: messenger RNA, 1037 nt
Organism: Octodon degus (degu)
Lineage: Eukaryota; Metazoa; Chordata; Mammalia; Rodentia; Octodontidae
Product: olfactory receptor 8B12-like
Exons: 2
Coding region: 105-1037 (310 amino acids)
Biological process (GO): sensory perception of smell; G protein-coupled receptor signaling pathway
Cellular component (GO): membrane
Molecular function (GO): odorant binding; G protein-coupled receptor activity; olfactory receptor activity
Source: RefSeq, a predicted model, not a curated record